UACCAACCUAACCAACGUAGGCUGCUACCAAUGGAUGACAAUUUGGGCCUGAAAACACCAGCCACCGGCCGCCGCCGCUACCGCUGACCACGCCCUGUGUCGGCGAUCUGCUACGCUCUUCUUUCACACCGACGGAGGCAAGGGACAAGCUUAGUCAGCCUACGCCGCACGUCAGCCCGUCUACCGCACAGCCGCAGAGUUUCCGCCGCACUGCUCAACCAGUUCACCGAAGCAACACAUACUCAAUGGCGGAUUCAUCAGAAGGAGAGGAAGAAGGAAAGAUGACAGGAGGUAACCGCCAGUUGUUGGUUGAUGAUGACCUCCGUGAGAUGGAUAAAAAAGCUGCCUGGAGUGUCAGCUCAUCCAAAACAGGAAACGGCGUUGCUUUCCUCCGAGAUGAUAACCUUGAUACUUUUUGGCAGUCUGAUGGUACACAACCGCAUCUGAUAAAUAUACAGUUCCAGAAGAAAGUGAAGCUCCAAUUGGUAGUUCUAUAUGUUGAUUACAAACUUGAUGAGAGCUAUACCCCUAGUAAAAUCUCGAUUCGAGCUGGUGAUGGCUUCCACAACUUGAAGGAGAUAAAAUCAGUGGAUUUUGUCAAGCCCACUGGCUGGGUGUAUAUAUCAUUGUCUGGGAAUGAUCCUCGUGAAACCUUUGUGAAUGCAUUUAUGUUGCAAGUGGCAAUUUUGUCUAACCAUCUAAAUGGGAGGGACACACAUAUCCGUCAGAUCAAAGUCUAUGGACCUCGACCGAAUCCCGUUCCCCUUCAACCAUUCCAGUUCACCUCAAAGGAGUUCAUUACUUACUCCAUAGUGAGGUAAAGUGCGAGCUACUGUGGUCUCUGCCAUCAAUAUGUGGAAAAGAGCCACAUGUUUUAAAUAGUAUGGAAUGCAACAAAUGUUUAUAAAGGACGACGUGAUGCUGAUUUAUGAUGGAAAAACUUGUCAUAUGUCUGUUUUGUUAAUAUGCACUUGUUAAAUUUGUAGCCAUCCCUCCCUUAAAUCCCGAAGUGUGGUCGCUGGUGUGUCCCAACUCCCAACACCGUACUUAUAAUCAAAUACUGGCGGUGGGAAAAUCCCGAAGUGUGGUCACAGUUGUGUCUCAACACCGUACUUAUAAUCAAAUACUGGCGGUGGGCUUUGAUGUAGGAGUUUGAGAUGUGAAAAUCAGUGGCCGAACAGAAGGGUUUGUCUUAAUAUCUUCAGAAGAUAGGUUGCCACAAUUAGGCCACUUUUUGAGCUUUGGCCUUUUGUCAUAUUAUUGCACAAUAUAAUUUCAUGCUCUUAAAAAUAUCCCCUAAGUUGGGACGUUGAGUAUUU
Molecule: messenger RNA, 1319 nt
Organism: Cuscuta epithymum
Lineage: Eukaryota; Viridiplantae; Streptophyta; Magnoliopsida; Solanales; Convolvulaceae
Source: the annotation of a GenBank genome assembly